CUCUUUAUAAAUGUUUAUUGGGAUAUAUUGAUGUGUCAUCUGGUCGUGCAAUGUUUGGGAAUGAAAUGUAGUCAACAAAACUCCAACAAGAACAACUGAAAUAAACACAUGCAAAGCAACAACAAAGCAAGUCUAUAAAUUUACGUAGAUCAGAAAAAACAUAAGCAACACACUCAGCAACCGGCUGUUGAGAAAAUAUAGAAAAAUUGCCAAAAAUUUUAAGUAAAAGAGUCGAAUAACUACUGUCUAAAAAUGCUACAAUGCGAAGAACUGAAGGACGAUGAAGGUCCCUCCAAUACGCUUGAACAGUUUACGGAAUUGGAGCAAGUACUCGAAAUGAUCGAUUGUAUGAAAGCUUGCGAUGCGCCAGGCUUUGAAAAAGACUAUGAGCAGUACACAGAAAUUUUAUCGAGAUAUCAAGAACAACCACAUUUACUGGAUCCGCACUUGAAUGUAUUAUUGGAGCGGUUAUUAGCGAAAGUUCAUAAUAGGGCGUUGUCGGAAGGCGAAAUUCAUGCCGCCUUCAAAUAUAUGUAUAUUAUUACUAAAGUACGCACAUACAAAGUAUUGGUAAAGUUUUUACCACAUGAAUUGACCGAUCUCGAAUUUGCUUUGGAAAUGCUCGAACGUCAAAAUCCCAAUGAAUAUAACCACUGGGAAACACGGUAUAUGCUGUUGCUUUGGAUGUCUAUAUUGGUUUUGAAUCCCUUUCAUAUGUCACGUUUAGAUGCUUACGCCACUAAGCCUAGCGAGCCAGCUUCGUCUGGUAACUGCAUUGAUACUACGCAAAUGCUGAAUCAUACAAAUGUGCACAGCAAAUCGAAAAUGGAACGGAUUUUUGAUCUCUGUCAAUUAUAUUCAGCCACAAAUGACACAUGUAGCAAUAUAGCCGCAUAUUUGGCUGCCAAAUAUUUAGUGCGUGCUGAUAUUAAGGAUAUUUAUUUGGAACGUUACUUGGACUGGGUAAUGAGCCAACAUCAAUCGGAAACUGGCGAUGCUAAAUUCGGUGAAUUAGCUGCCGUUUCUGCUAUUUUGAAGCAUGGCAAACGCGAAGAUUUGCUGCCAUACGCUGAUAAAUUGUUGAAAUGGAUUGUUGGACUGCAAUAUAAAGAUAGUAAUGAUUUUUUGAAAUACAAGUGCUACAUAAAGAUUGUGCAGCGCAUUGGUUUGGUGUACUUGAAGCCACGGUUGGCAGGCUGGCGAUACAAGCGUGGCACGCGUUCCUUGGCUAUGAAUUUGAAUAAGUCAACAAAUGCCGCGGCUAAUGAAAGCGCCAGCGGAAAUGAACCCGAUACCGAUAAUGCAGAUGGUGAUGGCGAAGAAAUCAUUGUGCCAGAUGCCAUCGAGGAAGUAAUAGAGGAAUUGUUACAAGCAUUGCGCAGUGGUGGUAGUGAUAUACGUUGGAGCGCAGCCAAGG
Bactrocera dorsalis (oriental fruit fly) is the source of this 1417-nucleotide messenger RNA. RefSeq names its product tubulin-specific chaperone D-like. The annotation marks the transcript as partial. The record is from RefSeq and is a predicted model, not a curated record. Gene Ontology annotation, cellular component: lateral plasma membrane. Gene Ontology annotation, molecular function: beta-tubulin binding; GTPase activator activity. Gene Ontology annotation, biological process: adherens junction assembly; post-chaperonin tubulin folding pathway; tubulin complex assembly. NCBI's taxonomy places the organism in Eukaryota, Metazoa, Arthropoda, Insecta, Diptera, Tephritidae. The transcript has 3 exons.